Messenger RNA from Mercurialis annua (annual mercury), 1464 nucleotides. RefSeq names its product (S)-8-oxocitronellyl enol synthase CYC2. The record is from RefSeq and is a predicted model, not a curated record. The coding region runs from base 66 to 1220 and encodes 384 amino acids. The transcript has a single exon. Lineage: Eukaryota; Viridiplantae; Streptophyta; Magnoliopsida; Malpighiales; Euphorbiaceae.
GUGACUCUUCUAUUGACAAUCUCUAUAAAUAACUGCGGCUACAAUGUGCUAUUUCCAAUCCAAAGAUGUUCAAAGAAUCCAAUAACAUAGCAACAGAAGAAGCUGCUCCUGUCGGAAAUGUGGCUGUGAUUUUCGGGGUAACUGGGCUCGUCGGAAGAGAAUUAGCCAAAAAGCUCAUCUCAAACUCCAAAUGGAAAAAGGUGUAUGGUAUAGCUAGAAGAUAUGAAACUUUUCCUAUCCAAAAUCCCAAAUAUAGUUUCAUAUCAUGUGACUUACUUCUACCUCAAGAAACACAGAAGCAGCUCUCUGAUAUACAGGAUGUGACACACAUGUUUUGGGUCGCUUGGGCUGGUCAAUGUCCUCUAGACACCAAACAAUGCUGUGAUCAGAACAUGGCUAUGAUGUCCAAUGCCUUAAAUGCCAUCCUUCCGAAUAAUGAUGCGCUGAAGCAUUUCUCACUCCAGACUGGAAUGAAGCACUAUGUCUCGCUGCAGCAAGGAAAUAGCAGUAUCCCCGACAAACAAGUUCGUUUCUACGAUGAGGGUUGCCCCAGAGUAGGCGAGGCCUGUAAUUUCUACUAUGUUCUUGAGGAUUUACUAAAAGAAAGAUUAGCGGGUGAGGUGGCAUGGUCUGUGCUAAGGCCAGGAUUGUUGAUGGGAAAUUCAAAUAGGACUAUGUACAAUGUUGUGGGUAGUCUGUGUGUGUACGGAUCUAUAUGCAAGUAUUUAAAUCUGCCUUUUGUGUUUGGUGGGACAAGGGGGUGUUGGGACGAGGCGUGCAUUGAUGCAUCUGAUGCUCGGCUAGUGGCGGAACAUCACAUCUGGGCAGCUACUAAUGAUGAAAUAGGGUCAACUGAAGGUCAGGCGUUUAAUUCAAUCAACGGCUCGAGUUUCAGUUGGAAGGAGAUAUGGCCAAUGCUUGGAAAGAAAUUUGAUGCGCAAGUGCCUCAAGAUAUGUUGGUGGAGGAAUUCUGUUUUGCAAAGGAAAUGAGUGAUAAGAAGAGAGUUUGGAAAGAGAUUGUGGAGAAGGAAGGUUUAGUGGAGACAGAGAUGGAAGAUUUGGCUAAUUGGGAAUUUGUGGAUUCUUUGUUCCGAUGUCCUGUCAAACUGCUGGGAAGCAGAGCAAAAUCUGAUGGGUGGGGUUUUACAAUGAGAUGCAAGACAUUAGAUUCUAUUUUGUAUUGGAUUGAUUCCAUGAGAGAUCAAAACCUAAUCCCUUAAUCCUUUCUUCAUCAUUACCAUUAUUUCCAUUCCGAUUUUCAUUUCCAUAUCGAAUAUUUAGUCCUAAACCCAUACUAGUUGCUUUUCAAUUUCCAGUUUAUUGUUCUUGACUUGGGAAAGAGAGCCAGUUUAGAAGCUUAUGUCCAAACUCUCACUCUUAUCUUAUGGAGCAAGCCAUAGCAACUCAUGCGCUGGCUUCUCCAUCUUUUUCACUACAUUUAAGUAUUGACCAAUUUAUUUUUCA